CUCAUGAAGAAGUCGUGUCUCACCAGCUGUUACCAUCGUGCCUUCUUAGAUACGGUGAUGCAAAGUGUAAGCAUGAGUAUAGACGACUUGUGUGCACCACUCAUUUGGCUCAUCUGCACCAUAUUUACUUUGACUUGAUGGACAUUUAGAGCUCUAUGUCGCCUGUUUUGAGUCUAGCUCAAUAGGAGCAGCUGAGUUACUUCCGUGUACAUAAAAAAGGUUGACCGCUAAGUCCCGCCUCCUUGCACGUGAUUGGCUCACCGACCUUCCCAGGAAACCUUUCUUGUCUGUGAUUGGUCGGCUGACGAGCGUCUUAUGAAACUGCUACGGAUACAUAACGAGGACAUAUGCGGCCAAGGAACCCUCCUAUGUAGGUGACCAGGAGUUAUGGAGGGGAGGGCCUGAACUGUCAUGCAACAUAUUGAGAAACUCUUUAUGAGUUCUUCAUGUUGAUCCUUGCUUUCCCCAAACUGAGCAGAGCAACUGUGCGUGUGAGGAGGCUGGCGGCUCAUCUCUGCAAAGCAACCAUGUCAACAGACCGCCAGGGCUCCAGUCCGUCCUCUGCAGGCAAUGGCGAUGCCCCCACUGCAGCCAUUCUCAUCAUUGGAGAUGAGAUACUCAAGGGUCACACUGUGGAUACCAACAGCACCUUUCUUACUAAAGCACUCAGGAAGCUCGGAGUGUCCGUGCAGCGAAUAACAGUCAUACCAGACGUCCAGGAGCUCAUUGCCAAUGAGGUGGCCCUUCUUUCUCCCCGGUAUACACACCUCAUCACCUCAGGAGGCAUAGGCCCCACCCAUGAUGAUGUCACCUUCGAGAGCAUCGCCAUGGCAUUCAAAGAGGAGUUGCAUCCCCACCCUGAGCUAAGCCGACUGGUGGAGGAAUUCUUUGGGGUGGUGGAUAAAAACAGUGCUGCUAUGAAGCUGGCCAUGGUGCCACGCUCAGCCAAACUCAAUUAUGGAACCGACCCACAGACCGGACAACUGCUACGCUACCCGCUGGUCAGUGUACGUAAUGUGUUCAUCUUUCCCGGGAUCCCAUCUUUAAUGGAGAGAGCCUUCAAUGGACUGGAGCACCUCUUUGCGAGUUCAGGGACCACUUUCCACUCUCGUGAGGUUUUUGUGGAUGCAGACGAGGCAGAGAUCGCUCCCGUGCUGACCAAACUGCAGGCUGGUUGGGCCCGAAAGGUGGCUCUCGGCUCCUACCCUGACUGGCUGAGUAACUAUCACAGAGUCCGGCUGGUCCUGGACUCUGACAGCCAGGAGGAGGUCGACAAAGCCCGGGGUCAGCUGCUAGAAGAGCUGCCGAAAGGAAGUGUGGUGCCCUUAGUCACUGACCCGGUGUCCAUCGCCACGGCUGAGGUGUACAUGCUGGCCAACAAUGGCACACCACUGGGUGAGAAGGUUAUGACUGCUCUGAAAACGAUUGAGGCUGCACUGGAUCAGUAUUCGACUGAGGAAGUCUGUGUCGGCUUCAACGGAGGCAAAGACUGCACGGCGCUGCUCCAUCUGUACUAUGCUGCACUGAAACGGCGGCAUCCAGAUGGUAAAGACAGAGUGAAGGCACUGUAUAUACGCAUUGUCUCUCCAUUCCCAGAAAUGGAAAGAUUCCUUCAGGACACCAUAAAAAGAUAUGACUUGGACCUGUUCUCAGUGGAGGGCAGCAUACGCCAGGCACUGAGCGAGGUGCAGGAAAGGAAGCCGGAGCUGAAAGCCGUCCUGAUGGGGACCAGGAGGAGUGACCCCUACUCUCACACACUCACAGCCAUGUGUCCUACUGACCCAGGCUGGCCAGACUACAUGAGAGUCAACCCUUUGCUAGAUUGGACGUAUCACGACAUCUGGUCCUUCCUGAGGACGUUAUACGUGCCCUACUGUAUUCUCUACGACAAAGGGUACACCUCACUAGGCAGUAUGGACAACACUUGCCGAAACGACGCCCUCCAGGUGGUGGAUGGGAGGGGGGUGAAGCGGUACAGACCGGCCUACAAGCUGGAGAACGAAGAUGAGGAGCGAAACGCCCGUGCCUGAUGAAACCUCACCUGUUGCUGAUAGACCCAGAUUCCUUGCACACGCACAGCAGUACACGGACAUUUUUUACCACGCAUUUAUGUGAAUAUUUACAUGAAGAGAUUGUUAAGGAAGGGUGUGUGUGCGUGCUUGUCUCAGAAUGCGAGUGUUCUUUGUUUCUACCUGUGAGUUUCAGUCUAAAGUAAUGUCUCUUUGUGCUGUUGAAUAAAACAUCAGUCUGUGUCAUCUUU
Messenger RNA from Notolabrus celidotus (New Zealand spotty), 2260 nucleotides. It is a transcript of the gene flad1, whose product is annotated as flavin adenine dinucleotide synthetase 1. Gene Ontology annotation, biological process: FAD biosynthetic process. The record is from RefSeq and is a predicted model, not a curated record. Gene Ontology annotation, molecular function: FMN adenylyltransferase activity. NCBI's taxonomy places the organism in Eukaryota, Metazoa, Chordata, Actinopteri, Labriformes, Labridae. The transcript is spliced from 11 exons. The coding region runs from base 447 to 2030 and encodes 527 amino acids.